AUGGAGCAACAGAAGGAACUCUCUACCCUCUCUACCCUGAAGCAGAGGUUUGAUGAACAGCUGAAGGAUAACAUCAAAAGGAGUGAGCAUUCGCCUGGCUUAUGUAACAGCUGUAUUGCUGGAAUAGGGGAUUGGGAUUGGCAAAUUGAGUCCCUAGUUUACCUCGCAGGCCAAACGUGCCCAGAGGGAUGGAGGAAGUUUGAGAAUGCCUGCUAUCAUCACUCGGACCAGAAGAAGUCCUGGAAUAACGGCAGGAAUGAUUGCAUUAAGAAAGGAGGUGAUCUGGUGGUUAUAGACAGCUCCCAGGAACAGUAUGAGGGUGACUUUUGGAUUGGUCUGACUGACUUGGAGCAGGAAGGGACCUGGAAAUGGGUUGAUGGAGCACCACUGAUUCUAAGCAAUUGGGAGGAAAAACAGCCUGAUAACGGUAAUAAAAUAGCCAAAUACGGGGAAGAAGACUGUGCCCAGAACAGAAGGCCCACGUGGAAUGACGUCUCCUGUGAUACCAACCUGCAAUGGAUCUGUGAAGCAUCAGCAGAAGACGCUCAGAUCUCAAUGGCUCAAUAAUCAGUGUUCAUAGGUUGUCGUUGUUGGCUUGCAUGAGUGUAUUUUAAUAUCGGCACGCUGAAAAACUCAUGUUUUUUGAUGGUGCAGCAGUCAUCGCUACAGUACUUGUCGUCCCCUUGUCCUAGUGCCUGUUGAGUUUUGUGAGGGAAAAUUACUUUUUUUUUUUUCUGAAUAGUUUUGAGGUGUGUUAAAUUGAGUUGCACUUUUGAGUUGAAUUGGGAUUAGUUUAACCAUUUUAAUUGUACAUCAAUGAAGGUAUUGAAUGAUGUUUAAGCAUUGUUUCCAUGUCAUUGAGUAAGCUAAAUGUAAAUUAAAGGCAAAUCAUUUUGCUGAAUUGUAAAUGUUCAAUAAACCAUUUAUUUCAGGAAAACAAUGAACAUUUUAAGAAUGUGGUUUGAAAGAUAGAUAGUAAAUUACAUUUGUAAUAACUCAGAUAUCAUCAGGAAUAAAAACUUGAUCGUGAGACUGCAGAUGGUUGUAAAAAAACAACAGCUGAGAGAAUAAGUAUUCAGCUUGUGUCAAGAUUUAUUGACCAUGAUUUACGACGUAGCUGUCAAGAUGGAUGGUGGCAGCUGUGUGACAUCUGGGACCUUUGACCUGAUUGUCUAUGAAAAAACAAUCUUUAUUAAAAGAAUGGCAUAGGAACCUGUUUUUUUUUAUAAUUAUUACGUAUAAAUCAUAAUGACAUGAAUGAUGGGAAACAGGUGAGGUUAUAAAUGGGUCAUAAAUGUUUAAAUAUAAAAGAGACAGCUGAAAACAGGGUUUCCAACAGCACUUUACAAAUCAAGCACAGAUGUUGGCAUCUGUAUAAUAUAGGUCAGGAAAAAUCAAGCUUAUUAACACAUUCCCCUGAUAAAAAAAAAAGAAAGAUUACCUCCAAUAUGAAGCACCUGUCAGCCUUUUCAAACUGAACCUUUGAGGGAAAAUUAUUUAUGUAUCAAUAUAGACAUGUAAGAAUAAGAAACCUGAAUUGCAUUAAUGAGUCUAUAACAAAAAGGAGCAUGACACUGGGUGUCCUCUGCCAUCAACAUCAUGCUCACCUCAUGAUCCCUUUUUCUGGUCUUCGAGAUCCUGUAGAUCGGCUGCAGUGAUCCUAACCCUGCGUUCACACCAA
Molecule: messenger RNA, 1681 nt
Organism: Gadus chalcogrammus (walleye pollock)
Lineage: Eukaryota; Metazoa; Chordata; Actinopteri; Gadiformes; Gadidae
Product: C-type lectin domain family 17, member A-like
Exons: 5
Coding region: 1-567 (188 amino acids)
Source: RefSeq, a predicted model, not a curated record